Molecule: messenger RNA, 480 nt
Organism: Encephalitozoon cuniculi GB-M1
Lineage: Eukaryota; Fungi; Microsporidia; Unikaryonidae
Product: ubiquitin conjugating enzyme E2
Exons: 1
Coding region: 1-480 (159 amino acids)
Biological process (GO): protein sumoylation
Cellular component (GO): nucleus
Molecular function (GO): SUMO conjugating enzyme activity
Source: RefSeq, marked provisional
AUGUCGAACUUGGAAAGACUUCUGGCAGAACAAGAAAACUUGGUCAAGAGCAGAAAGUACAAAUUCUACGCGAUCCCGCUGCCUGAAAGGCCAAAGAAAAACAUUACAAGAUGGGAGUGCGGGAUUCCCGGGCCUCAGGACGAUGUAUACGAGGGGUCCUACUACACGCUGUAUGUAGACUUUCCGGACGACUAUCCAUUCAGCCCUCCACAAGUCAUGUUCAAGUAUCCUGUAUACCAUCCAAAUGUUUAUCCCACAAACCAGGUGUGCCUCGACAUCAUCGGAGAUAGGUGGAAGCCCAGCCUGAACAUUAUGAAUGUCCUUUGUGGGAUCCAGCAACUUCUUGGAAGCCCCAACACGCGCAGCCCUGCAAACACCGAUGCCAGUGGAUGCCUUAGAAGGGACCCGGCAGGGUAUCUGGAGAGUGUAAGAGAAAACAUCAAGAGAUACCACAGCAAGCCAGAAUGGAGAGGGCUAUGA